CUUUACAGGAAGGGGCGGAGCCUGGGCAGGGGCAGGCUCAGAUUCCGGCUAAGUAGUGGCUGUAUUCGCAGUUGCAAACAGCUUACCAUGGAGACGAACGGUUUGGGACCUCAGGGUUUUCCAGAGCUGAAGAAUGACACAUUCCUUCGAGCAGCCUGGGGAGAAGACACAGACUACACUCCCGUUUGGUGCAUGCGGCAGGCAGGUCGCUACUUACCAGAGUUUAGGGAAACUCGGGCUGCUCAGGACUUUUUCAGCACCUGUCGCUCCCCAGAGGCCUGCUGUGAACUGACUCUGCAGCCACUGCGUCGUUUCCCUUUAGAUGCUGCUAUCAUCUUCUCUGACAUCCUUGUUGUACCCCAGGCACUGGGCAUGGAGGUGACCAUGGUGCCUGGCAAAGGGCCCUGCUUCCCAGAGCCCUUAAGAGAAGAGCGGGACUUAGAGCGCCUUCGGGAUCCAGCUACAGUGGCCUCUGAGCUGGACUAUGUGUUCCAGGCCAUCACCCUCACUCGAGAACGGCUGGCUGGACGUGUGCCACUGAUCGGAUUUGCUGGUGCCCCAUGGACUCUGAUGACAUACAUGAUUGAGGGUGGCAGCUCAAGCACCAUGGCUCACGCCAAGCGCUGGCUUUACCAGAGACCACAGGCCAGUCACCAGCUGCUUAGUAUCCUCACUGAUGCUCUUGUCCCAUAUCUGGUGGGACAAGUGGCUGCUGGUGCCCAGGCAUUGCAGCUCUUUGAAUCCCAUGCAGGACAUCUUGGUCCACAGCUCUUCAAUAAGUUUGCACUCCCCUACAUCCAUGAUGUGGCCAAACGAGUGAAGGCCAAUCUACAGAAGGCUGGCCUGGCACCAGUGCCCAUGAUCAUCUUUGCUAAGGAUGGACAUUUUGCCCUGGAGGAGCUGGCUCAAGCUGGCUAUGAGGUGGUUGGGCUCGACUGGACAGUGGCCCCAGAGAAAGCUCGGGAGCGUGUAGGGAAGACGGUGACCUUGCAAGGCAACCUGGACCCCUGUGCCCUGUAUGCAUCUGAGGAGGAGAUUGGGCGGCUGGUGCAGCAGAUGCUGGAUGACUUUGGGCCACAGCGCUACAUUGCCAACCUGGGCCAUGGACUUUACCCUGACAUGGACCCAGAACAUGUGGGGGCCUUUGUGGAUGCAGUGCACAAACACUCACGUCUGCUUCGACAGAACUGAGUGCCUUUCCCCUCAAAUUCCACUAACACAGACGACUGAUUGUUUCUAGGAGAAUAAAAGUUCCAGA
Messenger RNA from Talpa occidentalis (Iberian mole), 1258 nucleotides. It is a transcript of the gene UROD, whose product is annotated as uroporphyrinogen decarboxylase. Gene Ontology annotation, molecular function: uroporphyrinogen decarboxylase activity. Gene Ontology annotation, biological process: heme biosynthetic process. The transcript has 10 exons. Gene Ontology annotation, cellular component: cytosol. Lineage: Eukaryota; Metazoa; Chordata; Mammalia; Eulipotyphla; Talpidae. The coding region runs from base 88 to 1191 and encodes 367 amino acids. The record is from RefSeq and is a predicted model, not a curated record.